Messenger RNA from Selaginella moellendorffii, 1098 nucleotides. RefSeq names its product pentatricopeptide repeat-containing protein At2g22410, mitochondrial-like. Bases 1 to 1098 code for a protein of 365 amino acids. NCBI's taxonomy places the organism in Eukaryota, Viridiplantae, Streptophyta, Lycopodiopsida, Selaginellales, Selaginellaceae. Gene Ontology annotation, cellular component: intracellular membrane-bounded organelle. The record is from RefSeq and is a predicted model, not a curated record. Gene Ontology annotation, biological process: RNA modification. The transcript has 2 exons. Gene Ontology annotation, molecular function: RNA binding; protein binding.
AUGAUCCUAGCGGCGGCGAUCACAGCGAGCGCGAGGAAGUUCGCUACAAUGGUUCCCGCAUCAAUUGCUAGAGCAGUGGACACACACAAGAAACAAGCCAAGAUCAAUGGCGACGAGCGCCGCCAAGAGCCAGAAGAAGUUAUGGUGAUCGAUCCAGCUCCCGCGUCCGCUAUCCUUGCUCGUGAUCUUCUCCACCGCAAGACCAAGAACACUACUAAGAUAAGCUAUAACUCCCUAAAGCCUUUGCUUUCACCGAGACUCGCCACUGCCGAGGAGAUCUUCGCCUGGAUGCCCUCCACGAACAUCUUCUCAUGGACGAUCCUCCUGGCGGCGUGUGCGCAGGCUCAGAGCCUCGGCGAUUCGAGGGUGCUCUUCGAUGAGAUGGAGCAGCGCAACGCUGUGGCCUGGAACGCGCUCAUCACGUCCUAUGCGCUGGGGCGCCAGUGCGAUCGUGGAGCAGUGCUUCGCGAAGAUCCCCUACUGGACGAUCGUAUCCUGGAAUGCGAUGCUCCAGGCUUACGGGGAAACCGGACGCACGGCCUCCGCGACAUCCUCCUCACAGCAACUGCCCAAGGCGGGGAUUUGCUGUAUGGUAGAUCUGUUCUUGCGAGGAUCCCUCAAGAAAGCGUCGUGUCAUACACUAUUUUGAUCAUCGCAUGCGAAAAGAAGGAUAUAAUUCUUUUAGAGGAAGAUCAGUUCCUCUAUUCUCCUGAGAAUGAUGUGGCGUCUUGGAACGCUUUGAUUGCAGCAAAUGCCCGGCACGGGCAAAUGCGUAAUUACAUCGAUCUCUUCAAGCGCAUGGAUCUCAAGGGUGCGAGGCCGGACGGGAUCACAUUCGUGGGGAUCCUUAGUGCCUACGCUAUCAGCGGCGAUCUUGCUACUGGUAAGCUGAUCCAUCACAGCGCUCUUGAGGGAUCAUCGCUAGACAAUCCUGUGCUGGCCACCGUGCUCCUGGACAUGUACAGCAAGGCCAGCGAUCUGGGCGUGGCGACGGCGAUCUUCGUGGCAAUGGCGCAGAGGGACGUGACUGGAAUGCGAUCAUGGCAGCGUGUGUGCGCAACAGGCGAUUCGACCGUGCAGAGUGCUUCUUCUGGGUAA